AUGCGCUUCCCCGUGAAGAAAAUCCGGAAGCAGUUUAAACUCCUGUUGCUGCUGGUCCUGCUCACUCUUUCCAUCUGGUUCACAUACGUGCACAUUAAUCUGGGCAAAGCCCUCAAACUCCACCUCAGCUAUGGCAAAGAUGUGGAGAGACAUACAGAUGGAAUGGAGUCUAAUCAGAAGAAGGAUUCCCACUCCUCACCCAGUAUUCCCAGCCGUAACACCAGAGACAAACGAGAGGAGGAGCAUGGGGAAGAGUCCAGUGAAAAUGCAUAUGAGAGUACCACCAAGACAGACCUGCUCAAACUACUCAGCCAGAAGCUCACCAGAUUGCCAUGGAAACCAGAGUAUAAAGGCCAGGCUAAUCUUCAUGUGUUUGAGGACUGGUGUGGUUCUUCUGUCUCUCAGCUCAGGAAGAAUCUCCACUUCCCUCUCUAUCCACAUACCAGAACCACUGUGAAGAAACUGGCAGUGGCUCCAAAGUGGAAGAAUUAUGGCCUCAGAAUCUUUGGUUUCCUUCAUCCUUACAGAGACGGUGAUUUCCAGUUGUCCAUCUCCUCUGAUGAUAACUCUGAGCUGUGGCUGAGCUCAGAUGACAAUCCACUCAAUGCCAGACUGGUGGGGUCUGUGGGACCCAUUGGCUCUGAAUGGACUGCUCCAGGGGAAUUUGGCAAGUUCAGAUCUCAGUGCACCAAACCCAUACAUCUUGUGUCUUCGAAGAAGUACUACUUUGAGAUUUUACACAAGCAGGAUGACAAGGGCUCAGACCACGUGGAGGUCGGGUGGAGACCCUUCUUGCCUGGUCAGAAGUUUGACAUCAUAGACUCUGCCUACAUUUCUUUGUACACAGAUGAGUCCAGUCUGAAGAUGAACAGUGUCAGCCACAUUCCACAGACACUGGCCAGUCAUACUCACUUUCCUCAGCAGAGACACACACACAAGACACACGCGGCAGACAUGUUGAAACCAGACCCCAGAGACACCCUCUACAACACUCCUCUGAUCGAAUCAUCCAGGUUAGAGAGUGUCCUGCCAGUCUGUCUCUACUCCCCAACUUACAUAGUGAAGGAUUUCCCUAUUGCACGAUACCAGGGCCUGCAAUUUGUGUACCUGUCCUACAUUUAUCCCAACGACUUCACCAGACUGACUCACAUGGAGAAAGAGAAUAAAUGUUUCUACAGAGAGUCACCCCUCUACCUGGAGAAGUUUGGCUUCUAUAAAUAUAUGAAGAUGGAUGAGAAAGAUGAUGACAAGUCCAAUUUCUUGCCCAGCCCUGAUGAAUUCUUUGAUGAGGAGGAAGGUGUUGAUCCAGAGGAUGAAACACUAACAUCUGACAACCAGCCAAUCAGGAGAGCUUUUAAUACCAGACAAUCCAGUCAGGCAUCACAGUCCAUGAUUAGGCCCACCCCUACAACAGCCUACCAGGCAGACAAGGAGAGGAAGACUGACAGCUUAGAGCAACAAGAAGAACCUCUCUUCCGUGCAAGCAGAAGACAAAAUGGAGAUAGAGAAAGACAUGUAAAAAAAGAGAAAAGAGAGAAGCAAGAUAGAAAAUCUCAGCUGAAAACGUGGAAGGAUGAAAGGAGAGAAAGAGGAAAGGAGGGCCUAGAUAGAGACACUCUGGAGACUCAGGACAUUUCUAGGAAUAUCCAGGAGAAGAAUCCAGAGAUUAAUGACCCACAGAUAUCUGCUCUCCCCAGGCGGCAGACUUUGGCAUUGUUUCAGAACCUGAGCCCCGAGCAGCUGAGCAGGAGAAAGGCAUCUGGAGCUCUCAGCCUCCCUAAACUAAGCAGGACCCCUUUCAGUUUUCCCUCAAAAAACUCCCUCUACACUUUAGCCAAUCGUAUUCUGAGUAAUUCUGCAGAAUAUAGCCCCCAGGCUACAGUCUUGUCCAGUCAGAAUAGAGAAAAUGACAAAAGCCAAAGCUAUAUCACUAGACCCCAUUUACUGGACCACAGAGCGCAAGAUGCUCCCAGACCCACUGUGGAAGUCUUUCCAGGAGUCUUCCUCUCACCAAACCACAAGAGUAACACACUCAUUAACCUGCAAUCCAAUUUAAGACGCUUUCAAAGGGACUUUUGGCACCACACACUGUUCAUAGACCAUAAACCCCCCAAACAACCAGUGCCUCUGAAAAACAGUCAUCCCUCAGCACCCACGGAAACACAAGAAAUUUUUCAUUCGUCUCUUUACAAAUCAAAUAGCACCACACCAACUCCAGACUCCGACAGUUUGCCUCAGUCAAGCCACGAAAAGUCACUGCUCCCCGGGCUGGGUCCAUCUCAGCAAAGCACACCCUCAGAAAUGACAGAGACACAGGAGGUUUCAAACGCACCAGACUCCCAGCAGAGGCAGGCUCCUGACCGUAAUGAGGGGGGCCUUUCAGAAUACAGUUAUGAAGGAGCUGAGUCCCAACCUGGCAUGACCGAGGAGGCGAUAAACUGGCAGAGAACGUUCAGUGUCAACCCCAUGGACUUUGAGCUUCUGCGCUCAGACUGGAAUGAUCUGAAGUGUAACGUGUCAGGAAACCUACAGAUGCCGGAGGGGGAAGUGGUGGACCUACUCUCUCAGUAUAUGGAGAAACUGAAUGAACGCAAUGGCGGAAUCUACAGUCUCCUUCGUAUCAUUAACGUAGAGAAGCGUAGAGACUCUGCCAGGGGGAACCGUUAUUUGGUGGAGAUGGAGUUGCUGGAGGGAAGAGAGAAAGUAGUGCGCAUUUCUGAGUACAUCUACCUCUUGCUCCACCACAGCGGGCAUGAAGACGGCAUUGAGAGCAGAGAGGGCACCACCCUCUCCAGCCACUCUGGUCCAUCCAGAAACUCUCUGCCCAAUGGUACCAGUGCCACGCCCCAUUCCACCACACAAUGGGCGACUAGUUAUGCCAAGCCCCUUCUCUGCCAGCCUGCCAUGUUACAGUGGAGACAUGAUGUUAUGGUAAACAUUGUAGUGCCAGUGAAGAACCAGGCACGGUGGGUCCAACAGUUCAUUUCUGACAUGGAGCUGCUCCACCAUCAGACCAAUGAUAAGAACUUCAACAUCAUCAUCGUCGACUUUCAGAGUGAAGACAUGGAUGUAGAGUUGGCCCUGCGUCAAAGCACUGUGCCCAGAUAUGAGUAUCUGAGGCGAGAGGGAAAUUUUGAGAGGUCGUCUGGCCUGCAGAUGGGAGUCGACUCCAUAAAGGACAGCCACAGUAUUGUGUUUCUGUGUGACCUGCACAUCCACUUCCCUGUUACUAUACUGGAGAGCAUCAGGAAGCACUGUGUGGAGGGCAAACUUGCCUUUGCCCCCAUUGUCAUGCGACUGAACUGUGGCUGUUCACCUCUGGAGCCUGACGGGUACUGGGAGGUGAAUGGCUUUGGCCUGUUUGGUAUCUAUAAAUCGGACUUUGAUAAGAUUGGAGGGAUGAAUACAGAGGAGUUUAAAGAGCGAUGGGGUGGAGAGGACUGGGAGCUGCUGGAUAGGGUUCUUCAGAGUGGUCUAGAGGUGGAGAGACUCCGACUGCGGAAUUUCUAUCACUACUACCAUUCCAAACGUGGCAUGUGGAACUCUCCUAUGAAGAGGACUUCCAAGGGAUAA
Messenger RNA from Chanos chanos (milkfish), 3573 nucleotides. RefSeq names its product beta-1,4-N-acetyl-galactosaminyl transferase 4b (gene b4galnt4b). Bases 1 to 3573 code for a protein of 1190 amino acids. Gene Ontology annotation, molecular function: acetylgalactosaminyltransferase activity. Gene Ontology annotation, cellular component: Golgi cisterna membrane. The record is from RefSeq and is a predicted model, not a curated record. Lineage: Eukaryota; Metazoa; Chordata; Actinopteri; Gonorynchiformes; Chanidae. The transcript is spliced from 20 exons.